Messenger RNA from Medicago truncatula (barrel medic), 2374 nucleotides. Its product is annotated as probable cyclic nucleotide-gated ion channel 20, chloroplastic. The coding region runs from base 1 to 2229 and encodes 742 amino acids. The transcript is spliced from 12 exons. Gene Ontology annotation, cellular component: membrane. The record is from RefSeq and is a predicted model, not a curated record. Gene Ontology annotation, molecular function: monoatomic ion channel activity. Gene Ontology annotation, biological process: transmembrane transport; monoatomic ion transport. NCBI's taxonomy places the organism in Eukaryota, Viridiplantae, Streptophyta, Magnoliopsida, Fabales, Fabaceae.
AUGAAUCAUUUUGAUAAAGGUGAAAUUCCAAUUCUGUCAGAAAGUACAUGUGCACAACGAUCUAAUGAACCUCAGGAUUCUACCUUCCGAAGAAACAUAUCAAGCACACCAAGUGCUUCAAUAUCGAAUCUUGUCGGACAUACUGGUCCGCUUCAUACCGCGAGGAAAACUCCUGUUUACCGAAUGAGUGGUCCACUGUAUGCUACUCCUGCAACUGGGAAUCCUUUUCAGAAUAGUAUAAUAGUGGCAGGAAACAAAGUAGGGGAGAACAACAUAGAAAAGUUAUCUACAUUUGAUGGCACGGAUAAAAAUGAACACUUGUUGAGGUCUGGACAACUAGGAAUGUGUAAUGAUCCUUAUUGUACUACUUGCCCUACUUCCUUCAAAGUUGCUCACCAAAAAAAACCAAGAGCUUCCACUAUAUUUGAUCCCAAGUUCCACAAUUCUCUUUAUGGCGACGCCAAAGGUUAUGGACGAAAAGUUUAUUCUUUCUGCUCUUCAUGUAUUCCUGGAGUGAUGAACCCUCACACAAAAAUUGUACAGCAAUGGAACAAGUUUUUGGCCAUAUUUUGCCUGCUCGCAAUUUUUGUUGAUCCCUUAUUUUUCUUCUUACUUUAUGAUAAUAAAUGUAUUCAAAUCAACUGGACAAUGGCAACAACACUUGUUUUACUUAGAAGCAUAUUUGAUGUUGUGUAUCUCCUGAACAUUCUUCUUCAGUUUAGGUUGGCUUAUGUUUCUCCUGAGUCAAGGGUUGUUGGUGCUGGGGAUUUAGUCGACCAUCCCAAGAAAAUAGCUGUUAAUUACUUUAAGAGCUACUUUUUCUUGGACUUAUUUGUUGUAUCACCUAUUCCUCAGAUAAUGAUAAUGUUUAUCCUACCAAAUUCCUUGGGGUCAUCAGGAGCAAAUUAUGCAAAAAAUCUUCUACGACUAGGGAUCCUUGUACAAUAUAUUCCAAGAUUAUUCAGAUUUUUGCCUCUGCUAAUUGGUCAGUCUCCAACCGGAUUCAUAUUCGAAUCAGCCUGGGCAAAUUUCAUUAUUAAUCUUCUCAUUUUUAUGCUAUCCGGCCAUGUUGUUGGUUCAUGCUGGUACCUCUUUGGCUUACAGAGGGUUAACCAAUGUUUGCGUGAUGCCUGCCGUAAUGCUAAUCUAACUGGAUGCAUGGAAUUGAUUGAUUGUAAUUCUAAUGCUACAUGGAGGAAUGAUAAGGGUGCCAAUGAUUGUUUGAAUUCCUCAUCUGGUGUUUUUUCUUAUGGAAUCUAUGCCAAUGCUGUACCACUUACGAUAGAAACUAGGGUGAUCAGCAAAUAUGUGUAUGCACUGUUUUGGGGAUUCCAGCAAAUCAGUACUAUGGCUGGUAAUCAAGUACCAAGCUAUUUUGUGUGGGAAGUUCUCUUUACAAUGUCCAUCAUAGGAUUGGGACUCUUGCUUUAUGCGCUUCUCAUUGGAAACAUACAGAACUUUCUUCAGGCUCUUGGACGGAGGAGGGUAGAAAUGCAACUUAGAGGUCGUGAUGUUGAGCAAUGGAUGAGUCAUCGCCGCUUACCAGAAGAUCUUAAGAGGAGAGUACGGGAGGCUGAACGGUAUACUUGGGCUGCAACAAGGGGCGUUCCUGAGGAAAUGGCUCUAGAAAAUUUGCCAGAAGAUCUCCAGAAAGACAUUAGACGCCAUCUCUUCAAAUUUGUAAAAAAAGUUCGAAUAUUUUCCAUGAUGGACGAGGAUGAACCUAUCUUAGAUGCCAUUCGUGAGAGACUAAUACAGACGACAUACAUUAAAGGAAGUAGAAUUCUGAGUCAGGGUGGUCUCGUACAAAAGAUGGUGUUUAUUGUGCGUGGAAAGUUGGAGAGCAUCGGAGAAGAUGGAAUUCCGGUUCCAUUAUCAGAAGGGGAUGCUUGUGGUGAAGAACUUCUAAGAUGGUAUCUUGAACAGUCUGUUGAAAGCAAAGAAGGUAAAAAAGUAAAGCUUCAAGGACAAGGAUUGACUAGUGACAGAACAGUAAGAUGCUUAACCAAUGUUGAGGCAUUUUCACUCCGCGCUAAAGACAUUGAAGAAGUGACCACUCUUUUCGCAAGAUUCUUGCGGAGCCCUCGUGUUCAAGGAGUUAUAAGGUAUGAAUCCACAUAUUGGAGAUCACUUGCAGCAAACAGAAUUCGGGUUGCAUGGAGAUACAGGAAGAAGCGUCUAAGUCGAGCUAAUACCAGACAAAAUGAUUAUCAAACAUUGAUGUCAUAGGCUGUACUCUAAUGUUUGAUUCACUACCAUUGAAGUCCUUGGAAUAGAAUAGUGGUGCGUUUAUAGGAUUUUAUUUUUAUUUUUAUUAGAAUAAGCUUAUAGGGAGUUAUAAAGUAGCUAGGUGCUAUAUAAUGAAUUUAUUGUA